AUGGCGCCCGAACCAGCCCUGACGACGGCAUAUCUGAGCUAUAUCGUACUCAGCAACUAUCCUAUCAUAGCAUGUCAAGUACUCAUCUUCUUCGAGAGCGUACGUGUGCUGCCGGGAGAGGUGCGCAUGUACGUCCGUAUGGUCAACAGGGGCAAGAUCAACAUCGCCGAGAUCCUCUUCCUCUUGACCAAGUACCUCUCACUACUCUCGAUCAUCUCCGAUGCCAUCACAAAUCUAACCUCGGGAUGGGUCGAUGUCACUGGCUGUAAAGCUCUUAGCUGGAUCUACCAGAUGCUCCUCUUCUUCUGCACUACUCUGAUCAGCACGACUCUUGCCUGGCGAUGCUACGUCAUUUUCCAGCGGCGCUAUCGAGUGGGCAUUUGGUUGCUUCUUGGACUCACCGUACAGCUUACUGCCGCCAUGGCUACCGCCCAAUUCCAGAUCAAGAUGAAGACGGUCGUGGACGGAUACUGCUCCUACCUAGACGAAGACAUCAUAGAGGCAAAUGCCAGGCCCUGGUACCAAAAGCUUGGUAUCUGGUUUCUGCUGUACAGCUUCCUCUUCGACAGCACCCUUGUCAUCUGCACCUCUUGGCGACUGAUCAGAUGCGUCAGGGGUCCAUCUGGACUACAGAGGAUCGGCAAGCUUCUCUUUGUCAAUAAUCUGCACUACAUUGCCAUUGUGGGUGGCUUGAACUUGGCAGAAUUCUUCAUCUUCGUCUUCUUCAGUGGACAAUUGCCAACUCUGCUGCCAUUGACCAUCGUCGUCGAGGUGAUGAUCGGCAUGAAUUUGAUCAUUGCGGAGCAAGAUGCUGCUCAUGGAUACGGCCGUACCACAACCACUGGCUACACCGGCAUGCCCAGCAACUUCACAGGAGGGCCGCGACCUUCCUCAGCAGGAGUGUCGAAUUGGACUGAUUCCAAAGGUCAAAUCACCACGCGAGGAACUACUUCCCGAGGUGCUGGUCUAGAGGGCAUCAGGUUCGACUGCAACGAAGAGGUCCUGGUCGACUACGACGUCACGCUGACUCAGAUGUCCCCUGGAGCAGCCGAUACAUGGAGUCCUGCUUGCCCCAAUGGACCAGAGGUAGACCGCUUUGACCGCUUUGUUCCAGGAGGCGAUCACCCAAUGGCAGACAAGCCAUAUACAUAUGGAGCUUCGGGUAACUCGUACCCCUUCACUGGACAGGAAGGCUAUGCUUCGGCUACCUCCACACUUGGCAAACCAGGGCAAGGCUCCACAUCGCCUCAUGCCCGGUCUAACGACCCCCUGAGUGUGCCACAGGCGUCACCACCUCAUGGCGGCGCAGGAGUGCCCACUUCAGGACUGUCCAUCAAGGCAAUUCGAGCGCAGAUGAACCAGAACGAAGCCAACAACCAAACUGCCGCACGAGACGGUGCUCGUUCGGCCAACGGGGGCUGGAAUGGCGGGCAGGAAUCCCCUCGUGACUACCACGGCGGGUACAGCUUGCGGCCUUUGUCUGGCCACCAGCAGGACCAGCAAGGUGCGAGUGGAGCUGCUGGGUCAUCCCGCCAGAUCUUGAAGAGGAGCGACUCGAUGGGGAGCUUUGCGAGCCACUGCACUUGCCAGGAAUCGAUGUACAGUACUAAUUUGACUACAGCGGCAACCGGACACACCUCUGGCCGCUCUCCCGUCGAAGACGAUGCUCACCACCGCCAGUACCAUGGUGGUGUGAGCCACAAUGAACUCGAGGAGAUGGCGCAGCCACACUAUGACGCCGAUGCGCCCUUUGCUGAUUAUCGUCCUCAGCCAGAGCAUCUCCGAGGUGCAGGUCCUGGAAGUGCCUUCUAG
Molecule: messenger RNA, 1812 nt
Organism: Microstroma glucosiphilum
Lineage: Eukaryota; Fungi; Basidiomycota; Exobasidiomycetes; Microstromatales; Microstromataceae
Exons: 5
Coding region: 1-1812 (603 amino acids)
Source: RefSeq, a predicted model, not a curated record